Molecule: messenger RNA, 4428 nt
Organism: Puccinia triticina
Lineage: Eukaryota; Fungi; Basidiomycota; Pucciniomycetes; Pucciniales; Pucciniaceae
Exons: 15
Coding region: 1-4428 (1475 amino acids)
Cellular component (GO): intracellular anatomical structure
Molecular function (GO): ATP binding; RNA binding
Source: RefSeq, a predicted model, not a curated record
AUGGCAUCCUCAACCGGCGGCAAACCAAAAAAACGGGCUCACAUCGUUCGUUCAGGAAACGCCGGAAACUCAUCCAAAUCAGCCGCUCCCGCUCCGCCGACCGAACCUGACAAAGACCGGCCCCCACCUCUAUUUCCACCGGGCUCGAAAACCCCCGUCCAACUUCUCCACGAGCGAUGCCGACAUAACAACUGGGAGAAACCUUCAAUCGAUAUUAGACGGUAUUCAGAAGGUUUCACAGCUGUGGUGUCGCUGGUAAAGAAAGACAAAAAGGAUGCCUCAGUCAGGCAUACCGUCCGAAUGGAGCCUCGACCACCUCUCAACCGAGCGACAGCGGAGGAAGCGAAACAUUGGGCAGCAACUUAUGCCCUCUUCAGGUUUUGUAACAACAUGCCUUUGCAUCGCGUGCUCCCGCCAGGUCCAAAGGAUUACUGGGUAAAUCUUGAACAGGAGAAAAAGACGGCUCCCACUCAUCGAGAUUGGGAAUUCGACACUGAUCCCUUCCAGGCUGCCGUUGAAGUCAAAAAGCGGCAACAGGUACGAGAGCAGAAGCAUGAACAAUCUACGAUUACUCAAGAGGGCGGGAACCCAGGCGAAGGGAAGAAACCGCUCCCAAAGUGUUGGUCUCUGGCACCUGAGGUCAAGAUGGACCACACACUACGAGAUCGAAUUGAGCAAAUUAUUAGAGGCCUUCUUACUCGUAUCCACAUGUCUGAAGCUGAGCCGACAUCCCAGAACGCGCAACUACAUAUUCAAAACAUUCCCCAGCCGUCUGCCCUUGAAAGCAAACAACUUUCCGACGAAUUAAUCAAAAUAGGAUUCCGGCCAGGACACGUCGCCACAGCUCUAGAUCAUCUAUCCAAGAUUCGUAAUGCCUCGGAAUCGGCCUCUAACAACAAGACAUCUCAGUUAGCCCGCACACUGCUCAAAAGUUUCCAAGGAUCGAGUGAUCGCGAUGCACUGCUUCAAUAUUUGACUGUUGUAGUUCCGGAAGAUGAUCUCCCUAUCCGAUUUCGCCCAACCGAAAAAUCCGCAUCGUUUGUGACCGCGAUGUCAAGUGGUGCACGCGGAGGAUCUAAUGGACAAGAUUUGGAAAUAAGAUGGAUGGUGGAGCGACUUCAUAGGCUACAUGGCUUUCCCUUAGAGGCGAUCUCGACCGCGCUCAAUGGUCCAGUGGGAGCCCGGGAAAGUAUUGCUUUGGAAACUUUGGCACGCCGGCUCGCAGGUUGGGAUAUUGAUAGUCCGUUGAGGCACGCCGAUAUAGCAAUGCAGGAAACCGACGAAGUGAAGAAAAUGCUUGAAUCAAGAGACCAGAAACGUGCGAUAGAAAUGGAAGCUUUAGAAUCUAUUUACGGCGGUGACCGAUAUCGAACGGUACAGGACGCUCCUGGAACUGACUUCGAAAUCUUGAUAUCGUCUGUAUCGCCUGCGAAAGAGGAUCUAUGGCUACGGAUUUCAUUUCACACAUACUCAUUGUACCCUACCGCCACGUCUUUGACAUCUACACCAUGCAUACCCACAUUCUCCAUCGUCUCAUCGACUGUUCCUUCAUACUUAAGACUUGCUCUCCUGAAGAAAACUCUCGAACAAUUUGCCGAUCCAACAAGCGGAUGGUGCUCCAUGAUGGAUGAAGGUGAAGGGGGUGUAAUCUUUGAGAUGGUCAACUUCCUUGAAGAAACAUGGUCUCUUCUGGCCAAAGAACCACCGGAUGUCGCCGAUGUUAUGUACAACUUUGUGAUGGAGAAGCAACUGCCCCAAUCAGCAUCUACACCCCCGGCAGUGGCUUCGAUCAACCCUCGCAGCAAAUCGAAGCAACAAGCAAACGUACAACCGCUAAGGCGGAUACAUGAAACAGAUCACCGUCUAAUGAAGGAGCAGUGCGCUUUGGUCGCAAACCCCGCCUACGGGUCAGUCUUUAAAGAUCGCCAGGCUCUUCCUGCAUGGUCAAGUCGAUCGGAGUUUCUGAAGGCCCUGUCAGAUCCUGUCAUCCGCGUUGUAGUUGUUGCUGGUGAAACCGGUAGCGGAAAAACUACUCAGCUUCCUCAAUUUGUUCUAGAAUCAGAAUUCGAGGCGGGGCGAGGUAGCUUAGUCAACAUCAUUUGCACCCAACCACGUCGAGUGAGCGCGAUUGGAGUCGCGACGCGUGUUGCCAGUGAAAGACUCGAGAGUAUUGACGAGAAAGACGGAGUCGUGGGAUAUGUGAUUCGAGGCGAGAAAAGGAGUGGACAAUUGUUGUUUGCAACAAGCGGUGUACUGCUCAGGCGUUUAGCCACAAGCGAUCCCCAACUAUUAGGCGUUUCACAUUUAUUUGUAGAUGAGGUUCACGAAAGGAGCAUGGAAGGGGAUUUGCUUUUGCUUGAACUUCGAGAAAUAUUGAAGCACAAUGCCACAAUCAAGAUCGUACUGAUGUCAGCAACUGCGAACCAGGAUUUGUUUGCAAAGUACUUCGGAACAGCCCAAAGAAUUAACAUUCCAGGGAUGACUUAUCCGGUGAAGAAUUUCUACCUGGAAGACUAUUUGAAACGGCUUAAAUAUACACCAGCCAAUUCUAAAUCACGCCCCGAUCGCGACGCAACGCAGAGGAAACAAACUGAAGCACUCUGCAGAACAUUCAUGGCAAUGGGCUACAAUGAAAGCGAAAGCCGCGUUCUUGGUUCAGCUUCUAAAGCGACUCGUAUUAUCGAUGAAAACAUGAUCGGAUCUAUUGUUUUAGAUAUUCUGAAUAGUGACACUUCUCAGCAGGGCGAUGGAAAUUUAGGCGUUGCGCUGGUUUUUGUUUCUGGGGUCGCCGAAAUUGUCGCCGCGAUCAAAGCUAUCGAGAAUGUUUGCAGAAAGCGCGUUGAAUGCCUUCCUUUACACAGUCAGCUAUCGAGCGCUGAGCAGAAGCGGGUCUUCCAUCCAGUUCAUUCCUCGAGGAUGAAAGUAGUGGUUGCGACCAACAUUGCCGAAACGUCUAUAACAAUCCCCGAUGUUCGCUAUGUGAUUGACAGUGGUCGAGAGAAGCAAAUGGAACUCGAUCAAGAGGUUGGAAUGACGCGACUGGUUGAAGUCAAUUGCUCGCAAGCAGCCGCCAAACAAAGACGGGGUCGGGCUGGCAGAACGACCUCUGGGGUCGCGUACAAACUUUUUACCAGAAUCUGCGAACGCGAAACAAUGCCAGUUGAUACGAAACCUGAAAUCUUGCGCACUCCUUUGGAGGCUCUGUUCCUCCAAGUGAAAGCAAUAAGAGAGAAAGAGGAUGUGCCGACCUAUUUACAAAAAGCGCUCACCCCGCCCCUUCAGAGUGCUGUUGACCGGGCCAUCGAGAAUCUAGAAGUUGUGGGAGCGUUCUAUGAUGGCUCGUUAACGGCACUGGGGAAGCAUCUUGCCCAACUACCUCUCGACGUUCGUCUCGGAAAACUUUUAAUUCUAGGCGCAAUAUUUAAGGUUUUUGAACCGACAUUAACAUUGGCCGCUAUGCUUUCCGUCAACAAGCCACUUUUCGUCAACUCGUUUGAGAAACGAGAAGAAAGUAGUCUCGCAAGAAUGAAGUUCAAAACGGCCAAUAGCGAUUUGUUGACCAACAUUAAAGCGUUUGAUGAGUAUCUCCGUAUCCAGCGCGAAUCGGGUAAUGGCAGCGCACGGGAAUUUUGUGAAGCAAACUUUUUAUCCAUGUCGACCAUCCGAGACAUAAUCUCCACCCGCUCAGAUUUGCUCUCUCAAAUGCAGGAGCGGGGCUUCGUUCCCAGAUCUUAUGGGAAGAACAAUUUGCACAGAUUAGCUCUUGCGGCCGCAAAAAAUGGGGAUCAUCCCGAUGAGAUCAAUUUGAACAGAAACAGCGAAAAGUUAAAUUUGCUCAAAUCAGUUUUUGCCGCGGGAUUGAGUCAAGUGGUUCGAAUCGAAGUCCCCCAAACAAAAUAUAAUCAAAUUGCCAGUGGGACCAUAGAAAAAGAUAUUGACUCCAAGGCUGUCAAAUUUUACGAUCCGAAAAUUGGGCGGGUAUUUCUACAUCCAUCUUCGAUCUUGUUCAAGUCUGCUCAAGAGUUGAAAGCUGCAUUCUUAGCUUAUUUCGCGCGAUCAGCCAGUGGUUCUGAUAGCAACGCAAAGGUGUUCCUACGUGAUGGUACAACAGUUCCUCUGUUCGGUAUGCUGCUGUUGUUUGGGUCUGGUUCGAUCAAACUAAAUCAUGAGUGUAGAGGGCUAUCAAUUCAAACAAGAUCGUUGGAGGAUGGCCGAGAGACGAACGAAAACUUCAUCAAGCUUCGAGCACCAAUGCGGAUCGGCACGUUGUGCAAUCAAUUGAGACAUCUCCUGGAUACUCUUUUACUCAUGGUCGUCGAUCAGCCAGAAAAAUUGACCAAUAACUGGGAGAACGACGCCGAUGCUCAACAAGUGGUUGACUGUGUUGUCAAUCUAAUCCAGUCUGAUGGAUCGGCAUUCGCACCGUGA